UAUUCGCGAGGGAUGCAAAAUGGUGCGCGUGGGCCAACAGGGAGAAAACCACAACAGCUGUCGCCAGACGCCAGCGACCGCACCGCGAGACGCGCGUAGGGUACACGAGGAACACGACGACAGGGCGAGUGGCCAUGCGGCCGGCGACACUCACCGAUACAUACGUGGAAGGAACAGGAACUCAUCAUCGAUAUCGCAUCCUCAUUCCUCUGCUUCUUCCACUCUUCAUCUUCACGGAUGCCAUGCCAUCGCCCUGCCAUCAUCGCCAAGCAAAGCCAGCGAAACCCUUCAGCUCCUCAACGCCAUUGCCUGCAUACCGUCGAUCGAUGGCGCCGCCGCCCAGCAAGUGCCGCCCCGCGCGCCUGAUGCGGUGCCGGUGCUGCGAGGACACGCUGGGCGUCCCGCGCCGCCGCGCCCAGCACCACCAGCUGCAGCAGUUCCCGGAGCUGCAGCUGCGGCUGCAAGAUGCGCCGCCGCCGCCUCGGCCCCGCCGGAUCGUGCUGGUGCGCCACGGCGAGAGCGAGGGGAACGUGGACGAGGCCGCCUACACGCGCGUCCCGGACCCGCGCAUCGGCCUCACCGCCAAGGGCCGGCGCGACGCCGAGGCCUGCGGCCGCCGCCUCCGGGACCUCUUCUCCUCCGACCGCGGCGCCGACGACUGGAAGGUCUACUUCUACGUGUCGCCGUACCGGCGCACGCUGGAGACGCUGCGCGGCAUCGCGCACGCCUUCGAGCCCCACCGCAUCGCCGGCGUCCGAGAGGAGCCGCGCAUCCGCGAGCAGGACUUCGGGAACUUCCAGGACCGCGAGCAGAUGCGCGUGGAGAAGGAGAACCGGCUGCGGUACGGCCGCUUCUUCUACCGGUUCCCCAACGGCGAGUCGGCGGCGGACGUGUACGACCGCAUCACCGGCUUCCGGGAGACGCUGCGCGCCGACAUCGACAUCGGGCGCUUCCAGCCGCCCGGGGAGCAGAGCCCCAACAUGAACGUCGUGCUCGUCUCCCACGGCCUCACGCUCCGCGUCUUCCUCAUGCGCUGGUACAAGUGGACGGUGCGGCAGUUCGAGGGGCUCGAGAACCUCGGCAACGGCGGCGCGCUCGUCAUGCAGACGGGGGAAGGGGGGAGGUACAGCCUCCUCGUCCACCACACCGCCGACGAGCUCAGGGCGUUCGGCCUCACCGACGAGAUGCUGCAGGACCAGCUGUGGCAGAAGACGGCGAAGCCAGGAGAGCUCAACUACACGUUCAUGACCAACGGACAGUCAUUCUUCGAUCGAUUCACAAACCACACAGAAUAUAGCUAGCAAUAAUUAAUACCUAAUAUAUAUAUAUAUAUAUGUACACAGGAUC
Messenger RNA from Panicum hallii, 1347 nucleotides. Its product is annotated as phosphoglycerate mutase-like protein AT74H. Lineage: Eukaryota; Viridiplantae; Streptophyta; Magnoliopsida; Poales; Poaceae. The transcript is spliced from 2 exons. The record is from RefSeq and is a predicted model, not a curated record. Gene Ontology annotation, molecular function: phosphatase activity. Bases 135 to 1301 code for a protein of 388 amino acids.